Talpa occidentalis (Iberian mole) is the source of this 411-nucleotide messenger RNA. It is a transcript of the gene ATP6V1G3, whose product is annotated as ATPase H+ transporting V1 subunit G3. The transcript has 3 exons. NCBI's taxonomy places the organism in Eukaryota, Metazoa, Chordata, Mammalia, Eulipotyphla, Talpidae. Gene Ontology annotation, cellular component: vacuolar proton-transporting V-type ATPase complex. Gene Ontology annotation, molecular function: proton-transporting ATPase activity, rotational mechanism. The record is from RefSeq and is a predicted model, not a curated record. Gene Ontology annotation, biological process: proton transmembrane transport. Bases 11 to 367 code for a protein of 118 amino acids.
GCAGGCUGCCAUGGCCAGCCAGUCUCAGGGGAUUCACCAGCUCCUACAGGCUGAGAAAAGGGCUAAGGACAAAUUAGAGGAAGCCAAGAAGAGAAAAGUGAAACGAUUGAAGCAAGCAAAGGAAGAAGCAAUGGCAGAAAUCGACCAAUACAGAAUGCAGAAAGAUAAGGAGUUUCGACUGAAACAAUCUAAGAUAAUGGGUUCUCAGAGUAACCUCUCAGAAGAAAUAGAAGAACAAACCCUAGGGAAGAUAAAAGAACUGAAUGGAAGCUACAACAAGUACAUGGAAAGUGUGAUGAAACAGCUUUUGAAUGUUGUCUGUGAUGUGAAACCAGAAAUCCAUGUGAACUACAGAGCUACCAACUAAAUGUGCAACCUGCUAUUCAAUAAAUGGUGUAUGCAUGUCACCUG